UCCAGUCUUUGGGACAAUAUUGCAUAUAAUCCUAUGAAACAAGUAUUGGACUGGGUGCCACUCUGCCCUGUGAAUGCCAAGGUCCAUCUGUGUUGGAUGACAGAUGAUAAACAGAAAUGUGUGAACAUUCCAGACUCAUUAAGUACUGCUCAUAACCAAGUUUCCUAUUCUCAUGUAGAUACACACCCAAGACUUUGCAUGAAGUUUGCUACAGAAACAGACUCUUGGGUGAAAUGUCCCUUUGCUUCUGGACCAUUUUCUGCUUGGGAUAUGAAAACAUAUCUUAUGGCUAAAUCAAUGGAAAUCAAACUGACAUCACCAACUAAGGCUAAGUUCUCUGUGGUUAUUUGUAACCAGACAAACUUUAAUUCAUGUGAGUCCCUUCAAAAGUACACUUUGGUAUAUGUGGAAGCACUGGAGACCGUGACGCUGAAUAUGUCCAGAGAGAUUUGCGGCUCAAAUAUUUGCAUCCAGGGCAUAAGAGAAGAUGUGAAUUUCUCAUUUCCUACCCAGAUCUGUGACAUUCCUUGCAUUUCACAAGACCCCGUGUCCAAAGAAGACAGCCUUUUGCAGAUGAUCAUAGUUACAGCUGUCCAGGUUCUAUCUGCGGCUAUCUUUACCUGUAUUGGAUAUAAAUUAUUUAAAGUUUGCCAUCAAAAGAGAGAACAAAAACGUUUACUGAAGUCUGAAGUCAAAUGUAUGUCAGAAAUAGCUUCUUCACUGGAACAAAUGACUCUUUUGUCAACUAAAGCAGAAGGUGACAGAUAAGUGGCAUACAAAGAGAUAUCAUUCUGCAAGCAAGUUUACAGACAUUAGAGAAUUGUCUUCUUAAAGCAGUAGCACAAUUCUAUUA
Messenger RNA from Rana temporaria (common frog), 853 nucleotides. RefSeq names its product interleukin-17 receptor E-like. The transcript is spliced from 9 exons. NCBI's taxonomy places the organism in Eukaryota, Metazoa, Chordata, Amphibia, Anura, Ranidae. The record is from RefSeq and is a predicted model, not a curated record. Bases 34 to 768 code for a protein of 244 amino acids. Gene Ontology annotation, molecular function: interleukin-17 receptor activity.